GCGGGACUUCCAGGAGGAGGCGGCAAGUUUGAAAAGCGUCGACGGUUGUUGUCGGCCGACUUCUGCCUUCGCCUGCGGCACCUCCCGGGGCUCGCUGCUCUCCCGCCGGCGGCUGGCGCGAGAGAGCUCAGACGGUGUAGGUGGGAGGCCUUUCCCCCCACCGGCCAAAAAAGAAUCGGAACUGAAAUUGAAAUUGGAAAUGGCAGAUGAUUCCAAAAAGAAGCACUGGGAGUUUGGGAAACAUCUUGGAGGAGACCAACGUGAAACAGAAAAGUCAUUGAGUUACUAGAUAUUGGAAGGUUUCAGAAACCAACGCUAAAAUUUGAAUUUAUGCCGUGGGUAGGGUAAUUGAAGUAUUUUUGUAACGAUGUUACCUGAGGCAUGUGAUGUUUAUAAGGGUUAAUCUGAUCACAGAGUGUGCAAGGCCGAGAGGAGAAGGAUGUGCGACACUGAUUACGAAGACUCAGGCUAGCAGGACAUUCCCAGGAUGGAAACUCUGUCUUUCCCCAGAUACAAUGUAGCGGAGAUUGUGAUUCAUAUUCGCAACAAAAUCUUAACAGGAGCUGAUGGUAAAAACCUCUCCAAGAGUGAUCUUUAUCCAAAUCCAAAGCCCGAAGUCUUGAACAUGAUCUACAUGCGAGCCUUGCAAAUAGUGUAUGGGAUUCGACUGGAGCAUUUUUUCAUGAUGCCCGUGAACUCAGAAGUCAUGUAUCCACAUAUCAUGGAAGGCUUCUUGCCAGUUAGCAAUUUGUUUAUUCAUCUGGACUCCUUUCUGCCCAUCUGUCGGGUGAAUGACUUUGAGAUUGCUGAUAUCCUAUAUCCAAAGGCAAAACGAACAAGUCGGUUUUUAAGUGGCAUUAUCAACUUUAUUCACUUCAGAGAAGCGUGCCGUGAGACAUACAUGGAAUUUCUUUGGCAAUACAAAUCUUCUGUGGACAAAAUGCACCAGUUGAAUACUGCACACCAGGAGGCAUUGAUGAAACUGGAGAGACUUGAUUCUGUUCCAGUCGAAGAACAAGCAGAGUUCAAGCAGCUUUCAGAUGAUAUUCAGGAGCUGCAGCAAUCACUGAAUCAAGAGUUUCGCCAGAAAACGAUAGUGCUACAAGACGGAAAUUCCCAAAAGAAGUCAGAGAUUUCAGAGAAAACCAAGCGUUUGAAUGAACUAAAAUUGUCCGUAGUUUCUUUGAAAGAAGUGCAAGAGAGUUUGAAAACAAAAAUUGUGGAUUCUCCAGAGAAACUAAAGAAUUAUAAAGAAAAAAUGAAAGAUACCGUCCAGAAACUUAAAAAUUCCAGGCAAGAAGUGAUGGAAAAAUACGAAAUCUACAGAGACUCAGUUGAGUGCUUGCCUUCAUGUCAGCUGGAGGUACAGUUAUAUCAGAAGAAAAUACAGGACCUUGCAGAUAACAGGGAAAAGUUAACCAACAUCUUAAAGGAGAGCCUGAACUUGGAGGACCAAAUUGAGAGUGAUGAGUCAGAACUGAAGAAACUGAAGACUGAAGAAAAUUCCUUCAAAAGACUGAUGAUUGGGAAGAAGGAAAAACUUGCCACAGCACAAUUCAAAAUAAAUAAGAAGCACGAGGACGUCAAGCAGUACAAACGCACGGUGAUUGAAGAUUGCAAUAAAGUUCAAGAAAAAAGAGGCGCUGUCUAUGAGCGAGUAACCACAAUUAAUCAAGAAAUCCAGAAGAUUAAAUUGGGAAUUCAGCAACUGAAAGAUGCCACUGAAAGGGAGAGACUGAAGUCCCAGGAAAUCUUUCUGAGUUUGAAAGCUGCUUUGGAGAAGUACCAUGAAGGCAUUGAAAAGGCAGCAGAGGACUGUGGUGCUAAAAUCGAGGAGAAAACGGCUGAACUGAAGAAGAACAUGUUCAGAACGUCGGCUUGAUUAACGCAGGCACUUGUCUUUCCGCAAGCAGCUAGCCGCCUUCCUUUUACAUUGCGAAAGAGGACAGUUCGGUUGAAGUUCUUGGAAGUAUCGGAAGCAGCACGUAAUGUUGGCUCAGCCGUUUUCACGGGCUCUUAUAGGUUGUUAUUUUGUAAGAGAAUACGCGUAAUGUAGGCUUUCAUUAACUUACAAUUAAAAUAACCUGUGCAGCUGUU
Prionailurus viverrinus (fishing cat) is the source of this 2097-nucleotide messenger RNA. It is a transcript of the gene NUF2, whose product is annotated as NUF2 component of NDC80 kinetochore complex. Gene Ontology annotation, cellular component: Ndc80 complex; kinetochore. Gene Ontology annotation, biological process: meiotic chromosome segregation; mitotic spindle organization; attachment of mitotic spindle microtubules to kinetochore. Bases 488 to 1882 code for a protein of 464 amino acids. The record is from RefSeq and is a predicted model, not a curated record. Gene Ontology annotation, molecular function: protein-containing complex binding. NCBI's taxonomy places the organism in Eukaryota, Metazoa, Chordata, Mammalia, Carnivora, Felidae. The transcript is spliced from 15 exons.